CUUAAUUUGUCAAAUUCAUUGGCGUGGGUGGUUUGACUUUUGGUUUUGGGUUUAGAAAGGUGAAUGCGUUUCCUGUGUUUUGAACCGGAUCUGAAGGGGGCAAGAGCUGUUAUCUACUUCGCGAAUUCACACUGAUAUUGUUUCGACAUUUAGGCAUGGCGGAAAAUGGUCCAGUAGAAGGGCCACUAGUGGAGGAGUUCACUUUUGUUGCAGGAUCAGCUCCCUUCAAGAGUUGUCAUGCUUCUACCAUUGUUGAGGUUGAUAAGGAUCACUUUUUGGUUGCAUAUUUUGGGGGCACAUCAGAGGGGGCACCUGAUGUCAAAAUAUGGUUGCAGACUUACAAGAAUGGAACUUGGCAAUCACCUGUAAUUGCUGAUGAGCAACCAAAUGUUCCUAUGUGGAAUCCUGUACUGUUCAAACUUCCAUCAGACGAGCUACUUCUGUUUUACAAGAUAGGCCAAGAAGUUCAGAAAUGGAGUGGAUUCAUGAAACGCUCAUAUGAUAAAGGCAUUACAUGGACAGGAAGAGAACAACUACCUCCUGGUAUCUUAGGACCUAUAAAAAACAAGCCAAUUUUGCUAGAAAAUGGUCAUCUACUUUGUGGAUCAUCUGUCGAAAGCUGGAACUCCUGGGGCGCCUGGAUGGAGGUCACAACAGAUAUUGGAAGGUCAUGGAGCAAGUAUGGCCCAAUUUACAUUGAAAAUAAUCCCCUGAGUGUUAUUCAGCCUGUACCUUAUCAGUCUGCAGAUGGGAAAUUGCGUGUUUUACUACGAUCCUUUACCGGCAUUGAUAGAGUGUGUAUGUCAGAAUCAUCUGAUGGUGGCAAAACUUGGGGACAUGCAAAACUUACUGAGCUCCCUAACCCAAAUUCAGGUAUUGAUGGAGUUAAGCUUAAAGAUGGUCGUUUAUUGCUUGCUUAUAAUACUGUAUCGAGGGGUGUGCUUAAAGUUGCACUCUCAGAGGAUGAUGGUAAUUCCUGGUAUGAGGCUCUCACAUUGGAGGAUACAUUGGGAAUGGAAUUCUCAUAUCCUGCUGUUAUUCAGGCUAGUGAUGAGCGAAUACAUAUCACUUACACAUAUGAUAGGACACAAAUUAAGGUACUACCUUCCACAUUUAUAUGGUAGUUCUCUGUAAAUGCAUGUUGUUCUCCAGCCAAAGUGAUGUGGGGUAAAUUGUUUCAACUAAACAGAAACAAAUCAUGUGGCCUUUUCUAUGACUUUGGUGUGAACAAAACGUUUUCUUCUUCCAUCCUAUUUUCAUCUACUUUCUCUUCCUAUCUCUUUUAUGUUCUCAUUGUAUCACUCAUCAUAUCUCUCACUUCUCUUCCUAUCUCUCUCUAAAUGUAUAGGUGGAAUUGGUUUGAAUAGAACAUUUUCCUUUUUCUUUUU
Messenger RNA from Lotus japonicus, 1388 nucleotides. RefSeq lists its product as uncharacterized. Bases 156 to 1124 code for a protein of 322 amino acids. The transcript is spliced from 9 exons. The record is from RefSeq and is a predicted model, not a curated record. Lineage: Eukaryota; Viridiplantae; Streptophyta; Magnoliopsida; Fabales; Fabaceae.